Molecule: messenger RNA, 573 nt
Organism: Aspergillus terreus NIH2624
Lineage: Eukaryota; Fungi; Ascomycota; Eurotiomycetes; Eurotiales; Aspergillaceae
Product: riboflavin synthase
Exons: 2
Coding region: 1-573 (190 amino acids)
Biological process (GO): riboflavin biosynthetic process
Molecular function (GO): riboflavin synthase activity
Source: RefSeq, a predicted model, not a curated record
AUGCAUCUGACCACCCCACCUCCAGGAACCUGUCUGACCGUCACGGCCUUCGAUAAGACCUGGUUCAAGGUCGGCGUCGCACCCGAAACCCUCCGCCGCACGAAUCUCGGCUCGCUGCAGACGAACUCGCGCGUGAACCUCGAGCGCGCCGUGCUGGGCGAAACACGCAUGGGCGGCCACUUCGUCCAGGGCCAUGUCGACACCAUCGCUAAAAUCCUCUCCGUGACGCCCGAAGGCAAUGCCCUCGUCUUCCGGCUGCAGCCGCGCGACAUAGGCGUCAUGCGGUAUAUCGUCGAGAAGGGCUAUGUCACCCUCGACGGUGCCAGCCUGACCGUGACCAAGGUUGUGGACGGUGCGGAUGGGUUCUUCGAGGUCAUGCUUAUUGCCUACACGCAGGAGAAGAUCGUGACGGCAGCCAAGCGGGCGGGCGACGAUGUCAACGUUGAGAUUGAUAUCGUGGGCAAGUAUGUUGAGAAGAGCGUGCAGGGGUACUUUGCCGGCACGGCUGGCGGCAAUAUGAGUAUCUUGGAGAAGAUGGUGGAACGGAUUGUCGAGGAGAAGCUGAAGAAAUGA